AUGAUGAAGAGGAUGAUGCUAUUGGGGGUACAAGAAGAGACCAGGGCAACAGUACCCCAGAGACACAUUCGUUUGUCUUUAAUGUCCCACCUACUGGUCGUCAACCACCAGCCCAACCAACACGUAGCAAGCACAUCACUGAGAGUGUUGCUAUCAUUGCUGAGCUCCAGGAGUAGCUUGUGUUCAGAUCAGAAGACGAAGAAAGCCAAAGCUCCAACACAUGCUUUCCAGAUGACAGGUGAGGAUGACAGAUUUGAUGAUGAGGUGAUUCUUGGAACCUUUUUGGUUAAUGAUUUUCCUACUUUUGUUUUGUUUGAUGAUGGUGAUACUAUAUCAUUUGUAUCCCCUACAUUUUGUGCUUAG
Molecule: messenger RNA, 363 nt
Organism: Lactuca saligna
Lineage: Eukaryota; Viridiplantae; Streptophyta; Magnoliopsida; Asterales; Asteraceae
Source: the annotation of a GenBank genome assembly